AAACAGGCCUUUAGUUGUACUUGUGCGGGUGAUGAACUUCCGGUUAGUUUACAUUUCGACGACGGUACUGCUUUUGGUCUAAAUUCAUCAUAAUUAGUCAGGAUAAUCAUUCUGCCUUCUGUUUGGGAGUAAUUCAUCAUGAUUCUCGGUGUGCAGCUCCCUUCCGUUUUGGUAUUUCCUACGGUCUUUCUCUCCAUUCUGACCUUUGACCUUGCCUCGGCUGACCAGUGGGAUCCCAAUAGCUUUGUUGCAUUUUGUGGAAAUGGUGUACCUUCAACCUGGCUAUGUGAUCCAGACAACCUACUUGCAGAUGGGCUUGUUGUCAAUGAACUUGCAGCCGUCAACAACAAGACGAGUGGUGAGAUCUACCUGGACUUUACUUACCACUAUGGCUAUGUGAUAGCAGCUUCCGUUGUAGAAUCAGUGGUGAAUGGAGACUCUGAGGAUCCCUUGUCAAGUGUAAUGCAGUUUGGGAUAGCUGUGCAGAAAAGCUGGUUUGGUGGAAGAACGUGUGAUAAUUCAACAAUGGUGUUGGCUUCUCUUAACGCAUCUAAGGUUCUAGUCUUCCCAGGCAGUGGCGUAGAGACGAGGUUACGGACCCGCCACAAGGACACGUGCAACGAGAUCCGCAUCGAUGCUUCCAACGUGACGGAUGGAGUGAUAGAGUGUAUCAUUGCAGUGGAUGAGAUGUUGAUGGAUGCUCUUAAACCCUACUCCAAUGCACCCUGGGGAUACGCAGGCAUGGUGGUCAUCAUGACCAUGCUCGUCUUCCACUAUUGGAUCAAGUAUUGAAUACCCUGGCUGUAUGAUUUACCCAUCCCCAUAGGAUUGCAUGUGUGUGUGUGUUUUUGUAUACAGACAGAUGAUAACCCAGAUGAGUUUCUGCCAGAACAUUUUAGGUAUUCUUCGCCAAUUGCCAUUUUAAAUCAGUUCAACUCAAUUUCAUCAAUGAAUAUUAGAGACACAUUGUCAUGGUAUGAGUGUGUUUCUCAUUGCAAAUUUAGCAGAGCAGGACAAAUAUUUUUAGUCAUACCCUGGUUGAAAUGAAUCUGCCUCAUGUGAUCCUCAAUGCAUACCAUUUCUACACCUGGGUAAGGAGUGGCAAAUGCACAUCAUUGUCUUGCCAAAGGAUAGUACUUCUGUGCAGGAGACUGAAGUCUGUAGAUGUAAUUG
Lytechinus variegatus (green sea urchin) is the source of this 1173-nucleotide messenger RNA. RefSeq lists its product as uncharacterized. The record is from RefSeq and is a predicted model, not a curated record. The transcript is spliced from 5 exons. NCBI's taxonomy places the organism in Eukaryota, Metazoa, Echinodermata, Echinoidea, Temnopleuroida, Toxopneustidae. The coding region runs from base 139 to 792 and encodes 217 amino acids.